GGCAUCGAGACGAGUCGCCCAAUCGCUGGCUGGACACCCCCGACUCAAAACGACACGGAGCCCUCUACUAAUUCCACGGGCCGCUUCCGCCUCCUGCCUGCCGCUCUGCCACAAAUCUCUCCGCGACCUGGUUCAUGGCGUGCGGGCUGCUGCUGCAGCCUGCAGGGGCCGCCACCGCAGCCGUCUUGUGGCCGUGCCUCCUCCUCCCGGCUACUCGUCGGAGCUUCCCCAACAAGGUGCAACUAAAUCAAGUCCAUUGUAUGAAUCAGUUACGCUGGAAGCAAUUUUUGAGUGCUGCCAAGUCACAGAGAUCAAGGAGCCUUGUUGGUUGCUCAAGUUCAGACUCAUCUGCAGAAGUAGCUGCGUUGAGCAGACCUGCAGAUUUCUCCACUGCUCAGAGUGAUCAAUCCAUGACACGUUGUGUGGAUUUGGUCCCAGGUGCGCUUAUCAUUAUUUCUGGCUACUGGAUUGGCCCCGACGUGGAUGAUGGUUGCGGUAGUGUUGAGGCCAUGCUCCAAAGAAUCGUAUGAUAUUUGCUCUUGUGGUUAACUAGGGAAAUGUUUCCUGGCAUCUGAAGAUAACCUGUGUUAAAGCAUCAACUGGACCGUAUAUGGCUAUAGUUUGCUUCAAGAGCUGUAUUUUUCCUUGGGGGUUAUAAGUUGUUUUGUUUUGCUAUUGCAUCGCUGUUUACAGUGCACCCAAAGCAAAAAAUCCUAAAAAUCCUCACUAGUUUAGAAAAAAAGGGACCUGCAUCGGUUAUUUUGGUUGGCUCAAAUUGGAAGAGUGUAGAUCAAUCAGACACCCUUCGUGACAUCUUGCAUGACAUAAGAAUAUUAGACAGUAUCUUGCGUGUCAGUCAGUGUAUGCGUCCUGUUGAAUUGUAGUACCUGUGAAGCCAUGACACGUCAAUUUUUGAACAUCAUCUCAGGCAUCUGAUGUAAGUUGGCCACACAGGUCCAAUUCCAACUAAUCCUCUAUUCCUCCAUUCAGAACCCUUGAUAUUUAUGUCAUUCAUUCCUUUUUGAAGACUACAUUCAUUCCUGUAAGGAUAUGAUCAACUCCUCUGGCAGAAUUUUUGAGCUUUAAGAUUUGGGCAUACUGGCAGUGGCAUCGUGCUUGCAGGUGCGAAGCAUCCUCUGAUCUUUAUGCUAAAACAGUAAAUAUCUAUAUAGGUCACGUAAGUUGGGUGAAUAAAUUUUUAAAGGGAAAUGCAGUGCAACCAUUAGUUCCAAGUAUCCUUUGUUCCCCUGCUUACAAUCGUAUUAACCUGCCAUCACAAGUGAGAUAUCAUUAUUUGAAAAAUUGCAAUUAAAAUUAUUAUGAACUAAUAGUGUUUUGAUGUUGCAAGGACCAGCCUUCCAUAUGUGUAUUGGUACUUAGUAGACCCUAAUUUGUUAAGUGAGCAAAUCGAAUCAUGCAUUGCCAACAAGGUUCGAGUAUAGCUUCAUCCAUUUCUUAUUUACGUCUUUUCUUCAUUGACAGAUCCAUGGUUAUUAUUGCGCAUUCUAUUCCAAUUAGCUGGAAAGUGCGUGUGAGUUUCUUUUAAUUUGGGGAGAAAUAAAUUUGUGUGAGUGGAAGAGAUCUAGCACAAUCUUUUGUUAGAAGCUGCUUAAUCGUCUUAUACAAUUCUUCCAACAAGCUACGGAUGAUGCUGUAUUCCCCUGUGAUUCCAUUUGAACAA
This is a messenger RNA of Setaria italica (foxtail millet), 1681 nucleotides long. RefSeq lists its product as uncharacterized. Bases 135 to 530 code for a protein of 131 amino acids. The transcript has 3 exons. The record is from RefSeq and is a predicted model, not a curated record. Lineage: Eukaryota; Viridiplantae; Streptophyta; Magnoliopsida; Poales; Poaceae.